UGACUCCCACCAACUCCACCGAGCGUAGAGCCAAAGUUCUGAUAGCUCACGCCACUCCCGAGAAGCCACACCGCCCCACUCCGUCGUCGUCUUCUCUCUUUCUUCUGGUAAUGUCCUUUCGUGUCCUUCUCUUUCUUCACUCUCUCUCUUACUGUAAAUGCUUGGAUUGCGUCCACAUUUUUCUGCUAUUUUCUCGCUAUUUUUUCUCUGAGAUUUUUUUUUAAAAUUUUAUAUUAUGUUCGUCAUCGCUUUCUGUCUAAUCUGGGGUUUCAGUAAAUAUUUUCUCGAGAAAUUUAUUGUAAUUGUUUGUGUAUAGCAAAAUUAUAUAUGCAUGUUUAUAUAUGUGUAGGGGCGUAGCUAAAUUACAUUUUAUUGCUAAUGUUUGAAAAAUAAAUUGUGAAAGCAUUUUUCUGUCAGAAUCAAUGGCGUUUUAGUGAUUAGAAUGAGUUCUUAACAGUAACUGUGCCUUCUUGAAUUGUUUUUACCGGAAAGUAUAUGAUAAUUACGUGUGAGUGAUUAGCGAUUAGCCUUUUCGGAAUUCGGGGUAUGUGGUUUGAGGAAAUUUUGUACUUGCUAGACUAGGGUUUCGUGAGAGAGGUGGAGAAAGUGAGGAAACUGUGUAUGGAAUGAACUUUUGGUCGGAAACGGAGUGGUGUAUAAACUGGAUUACAAUGUAGGAUACAUUUUUCAGAAAAUGUUCGUAGUUGUACCUUCGUUGCUGUAAUAAAUUGUGUUUGAUUAUGGUGAAAUUUGGAUUAAACAUGCCUCACUGCGAGGAGUUAUAUAUCGCUGUGCUAAACCCUUCGCAUUUUUGUACUUUGAAGUGGUAUUUUGUUUUGGUUGGUAUGAUUACCUGAGGAAGGGAUAGUUAUGGUUGCUAUGAAUAGUGAAUUUGACAGCUUUUUGUUAAGACCACCAAUGGAGUCAGACGAGGAGCAGGAUUGUUUUUGCGGGUUAUAUCCGGAGUAUGGUGCAAUUUUCAUGUCAAGCAGUGCAACGAUAGAUGAGUGUUUUGAACGGAGACUGUUUGGCCUUCCAUCUUCACAAGGCCAAUUUGUAAAGCAGAUUAAAACUGGAAUGAUUUUGUUUCUGUUUGAAUUCGAGAGGAGAGAACUUCAUGGUGUUUUUCAAGCAUGCUCUGAUGGUGAAAUGAAUAUUUUGCCUUCUGCAUACAAUUCAUCAGGAAGGCAGUUUCCUGCUCAGGUAAAAGUGAAGCUUAUUUGGCGUUGUCAUUCGCUUUCAGAACCUGAAUUCAGUGGCGCAAUCAAAGAUAACUACUUUUCAAAUUGGAAGUUCCGUUUCGGUCUCUCCAAAGCUCAGGUCCGAAGACUUUUAUUGUUGUUCAGCUCACGAAAGUUAAAAUAUCAGCAGCGGCAGAGACAAUUAGCCAGUAGAAGAGAACCAAUAUCAGUGGACACUGCUGGUAGAGUCAAGGAAGUCGAUGAUGGCAAGUCUGUAUUGAGUGAUAAGGCAAUCAACAAGCUUGUUGCCGACAAUCAUAAUGGGCCAAAAAUGAGUCAGUCACCGUGGAAUGUCUCUGGGAAUAUUGGAAAAGAAGAUGGUGGCAUGUUGGCAAGUGAUGAAGUGGGUAAUCUUCAUGAAGUAGACAAGAAGGUUGGGAAGAUCAUGCAGCGUGUGUAUCUUGGGCCUGUUCCAGGUGAAGUUGGAAAAUUGGAUGCUGCUUUUGCAAUGUCUGAGAGGGCAGGGAAUGAAUUUAAUGUGGAUGUUGAAUCUGUGUCAUCUGAGCAUCCUAUGUCGGAUCAAUCUGGACGAGGUGAUGACGAUCUGGUAAUUCAUGAUGAUUCUAGCUGUUUAAUUGGUGAUAAAUUACAAAUUGGCAAUAGUGAAAGUAAUGUUUUUGGGUCAGCUGUACCUACUGCGAACCCUGCUUUCUUUCAGUCUAGUCUUGAUAGACCUGUCUGUCCUGGCUUGCCUGUUGAAGAAACGGGUUCUUUGGUUCAAGAUCAAACUAGAUCAACUUCGACUGUUGGCAAUCUAAUGGAGCUGCCAAUUGCUAGCCAUAUUUGUUCCGCAUCUCCAUCUUAUAGAGAUGCGAUUGUAAUCAGCACCUAUGAUCCUGAUGCUCUUAGUCUGAACAAUCCACGCUCACCAUCACUUGGGGUCAAUCAGAGUUCAAAUUCCGUUCAAUAUUGUUAUAAACAACAUGGCAUUCUUUCCAUUACAAAUCAAUCAUAUACAGAGCUAAAAGGAAUCAAUCAAAGCCUAGAAUCCAAUCCAAAGUUUGAUGUUCAUGUUCCAAUCGCAUCCCAUGACCUUUACGAGCACUCAUGUCACGGGGACAUCAUGCCUUUUCCAGGGCUGGCAUAUUCUGAAGAAUUGGCUAUAGAUUCUUCUGGAAAACAUUGUUCCGGGGAGCCAGUUUUGAACAGUUCUUUAUCAAUUGAAAGUUUAUCACAAAUUGGAAGUAGUGGGACGGAAACCAAGAGGCCAACAUCUUAUUCUCUCAGUCCUAGUAACUGUCUGUCCUUUGUGAUUGAUCGUGGUCAUCCUGUAGCAUUACAAAAGAAACUUGAGCAAGAAAUGGCACAGAAAUUGAACGAUGAACCAUGUACUGCUAAUGUAACUUCAUCAGAGGAGCUUCAGUUCCAGUGGCAAUGUCGCAUUCAUCCUGAUGAUCACAGCGUGGACCACCAUAUACAGAAAUCUUAUGAUCGUGAUCUCAAUUCUUAUGCAUUCUCUGAAGGUAAGCAUUCUGAUCUGAAGAAUGAAAGAAGUGUAUUUUCUCGCUUGGCUUCAGAUACGCCUGGCAAAGAUAACAGUAUGCAUGCUGACAACGAGGAAAGUGAUAACGAUGCAUCAGUGGAUGAAGUCAUGGCAAUGUUGAGUGCGAGUAACUACAGCUGGGUGAAGUCAAAAAAUCCUAAGCGGCCUACUAGACGGCACGAUGACCAAGAGAAGUUUAGGAAUAAGAAAAAGACCAAAGUGGACUCUGAGUUGGAUAGUAAUUACUUGGAAUUGAUUCCAAAAAAAUCAAACAUGGCUUCUGCUACACCUGUUGAAGACAAAGAUGAUCAAAGGCGCGAAGAGGUACCAUUUGUGGAUUUCAAGCGACGGAGUGAACUGCAGAAACUUAAUGGUGAUACCAAAGCCAGAGCCAAGGAUGAAAUUGCAGAAAAUGAUAGACUGUUGGGUGGGCAGUGCAAGAGAAGGAAGUUGGUCAGGCCGAGUUUCAAUGACAACGAGCCACACGAUGAAAAAAGCAUGAAUGAAAACCCAUCUCUGAUUUUACAAGCAUCAUCACAAGAAUCUUCUGUUAGCGAAGAUGUUAAUGGCAAGAGAAGGAAGCUGGUUAGACCAAAGUUCAGGGUGAAUGAGCCAUGUGAUGACAAAAGCAUGAAUGGAGACACUUCUAAAAUUUUACAAGUAUCAUCUCAACACUGUUGUACUAGUGAAGAUAGUGGAAGUUGCGAGGCUUCUGUUGGAAGCCAAGGUAAGUUGUUACCGCAAGUUAUAGGUUUGUCGCUUAUGGUGUGUCAAAGCAGUCAUGAGAAUGAGAAUAAUCAAACCGAAAGAUCUUCAAAACAUGAAAGAGAAAUUGAAGCUGAAAGCUCCGCAGCAUCAGCCAAAUUAGGAGAUGAAGGUCGAAAAGAGCCUCUUCAUGAUGUUGGCAGCCAAAUUGCUGACCUUGCAAUCCCUAAGUUGUUACCGCAAUGUACAGAAUCGCCUCAAGUGGUUCGUGAAGGUCAAAAAGAGCUUCUUCAUGACGUUGGCAGCCAAAUUGCUAACCUUGCAAUUCUGUUACCGCAAUAUACAGAAUCACCUCAAGUAGUUCAUCAAAGCAGUUGUGAGAAUGAGAAUAUUGAAACGGAAAGAUUUCAAGAAUAUGAGCUGGAAAUUAAAACAGAAAUUUCCAGACGGUCUCUCAAACUUGGAGAUGGUGGUGGAGUGGAGCCUCUUCAUGAUCUUGGCAGCCCAAUUGGCAGCCUUGCAAUCCCAUAUGGAGACAACAAUCCUAAUGUUCAGAAAGACUCGGAUUAUAAGGUUCCUAUUGUAAACAAAUCAUCUCAAGAUUGUAAUGAUAUCAGUCACAUCACUGUUCAGGAGUCAGCCCUGCGAUUACCUGAACAGAAUUCUGGAACAGAAAAUGCAUUUUCUGAAAUUGAAUGUGCAAGAGUCAAUGAACUGGAGUUGCUUCCAAGCGUUGAACUUUGUCCUGAAAGUGGUGAUCUUAGUAGCGGUAAUGCAAUAGGCAGCUCAAGUAAUCUAAACUCUGGGUUGCAAAGAGGAACCAAAGAAGUUGCUAUUUGUGUAUAUGCUGGUGUUGGUGAUAACCACCAUGAAUCCAGUAAUAAACAAUCUGAGGCAUCUCUUGACACCGUGGGUUGCUUGGACAAGCAAGAACCGUCUCAAGAUCACAGAUCCAGUAAAUUGUCUGAGGCAUCUUUUGGCACUGUCGGUUGCUUCAAAAAGCCAGAAUCUUCUCUAGAAUUUCGGGACCUGAAUUUGGGAUUUGGAGAGCGACUUUUUAUACUUAGUAAUAGUUUCAAAAGCUCUGAUGUUACUGCUUCCAAGCUUGUGGGUGAAAGGAGAGAUGGUCUUCAAAUCAGCGGUAGUAAUGUUUGCAAAAGUUCCGACAUUGAUACUUCUGAGAUUGUGGAGGAUACGAUUAGCAAGGAUCUUGGUCCAAGCAGAAAACUUGAUCUCAAGGCAGCCGACAACCGCUCUGAUAUUGAUACUUCUAAGCAUGUGGGCGAUGCACAGGAUUCUCUUCCAAUCAGCGGUAGUAAUGUUUGCAAAAGCAUUAGUACCUCUGAGAAUGUAUGCAAGGGUAUAAUUAGAAAACGUGUACUGAAGAGAGCAAUCAACUGCUCUAAAUUUGAUACUUCUAUGCAUGUGGACGAUGUGAAGGAUGUUCAUCCAAUCCGCGACAGUAAUGUUGACAAAAGCAUUGGUACCUCCGAGGAUGUGGAAGAGAAGAAGGUUAUUUUCCCAAGCAGGGCUAUCAUUAGAAAACGUGUACUCAAGAUAGCAGACAACUGCUCUAAAAUUGAUACUUCUAAGCACGUGGACGAUGCAAAGGAUUUUCUCCCAAUCAGCGGCAGUAAUUCUUGCAAAAGCUCAGACGGUGCUACCUCUGAGAGUGCGGAAGCAAGGGAGGAUGUUCUUCAAAGCAACGUUGAAAUCGGAAAAGGUGAACUCAAGACGGUCUGCAGCCAAAAUACAAGUUUAGCUCAUGAUUUUGAGUUUGAUGAUGAUAGUAAAACUGAUGAUACUAGAAGAGAAAACAAGAGGCUUUGGAGUAUUCUAACGGCCAGGUUGAAGCAGCUGAAGAAUGCUCAACAAACAACAGUGACAAGGUCCUAGCUUUCGGUCGAUGAUCCAUCCUGAAAACGAGUCAUUGCAGUUGACGAACAGUUUUUUCAAGUUUUUGUUUAGUCGAAGUUAAAGAUCAACCCACAUUCCUGUAAAAGCCGAGUACUAGGGCUUUUCAGCUUGUCGUGGUGUUACUAACCGAAGAGCUGGAAAUACACGCAUGAAAGCUGCCGCCUGCCGCCUGCCGCCUGCCGCGUUCUUGACCUUCUUCCGGUAGCUGUUUUGGAGUUGCUUGGAGUGGAGUGGAAGAAUGCAAUGGUUAUGCAUGCAAAGUGAUGACCCUUUUUUUUGGUUAAGCUCUGAUUUUGGUUAAAGAAAAUCAGGAUUUGUGAAUCUGUUGAAGCAGGUUGAAGGAAAAUUAUAAUCUUGUUUUUUGUACUGCAGUGGUUUGUGUGGGUGAUGCCUUUACAUUGGAUAAUGUUCUUGAGAUGUUUCCUUAUCUUCCAAAACUUGAAUUUAUUUUCUUCAUCUC
Malus domestica (apple) is the source of this 5806-nucleotide messenger RNA. RefSeq names its product probable GPI-anchored adhesin-like protein PGA55. The record is from RefSeq and is a predicted model, not a curated record. NCBI's taxonomy places the organism in Eukaryota, Viridiplantae, Streptophyta, Magnoliopsida, Rosales, Rosaceae.